Molecule: messenger RNA, 1806 nt
Organism: Euleptes europaea (tarantolino)
Lineage: Eukaryota; Metazoa; Chordata; Lepidosauria; Squamata; Sphaerodactylidae
Gene: ST6GALNAC1
Product: ST6 N-acetylgalactosaminide alpha-2,6-sialyltransferase 1
Exons: 10
Coding region: 1-1806 (601 amino acids)
Molecular function (GO): alpha-N-acetylgalactosaminide alpha-2,6-sialyltransferase activity
Source: RefSeq, a predicted model, not a curated record
AUGAGACCAACCAGGAGGAUGUUUCCUAGGAUAUCCACCAAGCUGUUUGGCAUAAUCUUUUUGUUCCUCUUUGUUUCUUUUGCUGCUUACAUUGGCUUUUCAGAAAAACAUCCAUACAGACCAUUCAGUUACUUUCAUCAUGACACCAGAGAAGCACAAAUGAACAUCCAGCAGAGUGCCCAAGGAGCUCUGGAUACCCGCCAGGACCUAGUAAACCCUCUAAAGGUGAUACUUGGCCCUGACAAUACUGCAGAAGAGCAAGGUGCUGUUAAGAGACAGGCACUGAAUAACAACCUGGAUGCCAAGGAAGAGCACGCCAAGGAAGAAGGAGUGAUAUCUGAAUCUAUUAAGAAGCAAACAGGGGAUAGUUUUGGGGUACCAGCAGACAAUAAAAAACAAGCUGAGGAGGAAUUAAGACCCCAAGCCAAUGAGAUGCCAGCUGAAAUUAGGGCUGUGAGACCUGCAGCCAAUCAAAACCUUGCUGAGGAUAAGGGUGCAACACAGACUGCCAAAGAAAAACAAGGUAAGAGCAUAGCAGUAAUAUCCGUUUCAAAGGAAGAGAAAAAUAAAGACGUGUUGCAAGAUCACAAAGAGAAGCAAUCUGAGGCUAAAUAUGUAACACCACCAUCCACUUUGCAAACCAAGGGAAAAGUAAAGGAAACACACACAUCUGAAGAGCACUUGGUAACUUCUGGUCCUCCUUCUCAGAAGUUGUUUACCAAAGCCAAGUCAGUUGCUGCUGCUGCUGUGGAUCACAGAGCCACAACCCACAAUCAGAGGUUUAAAGCAUCUGACUUCAAAUCUGAGCCCCGUUGGGACUUUGAUGACCAGUAUCUUCUGGACAAGUCAACUCCACAGUCAACCUGUCCAAAUUCACUGCGGGUCAAGGCUGGCAAAUCUGACUGGUUGCAGGGCAUUUUCCUGUCUAACAUCACACUCUUUAUGGACAGGAGUCACUUCAGUGACAGUGAAUGGGAGCGCAUGGAGCAUUUCUCCCCACCUUUUGGGUUCAUGGAGCUAAAUUACUCAUUGGUAAAAGAAGUCAUAACCAUGCUUCCUCCAAAACCCUAUCACCAGAUUCUCAUGGCACACAACGGCAGCCAGGCUUCCAGGUGUAUCACCUGUGCUGUAGUAGGAAAUGGAGGGAUAUUGAACAACUCCGGAAUGGGCCAGGAGAUUGACUCCCAUAAUUAUGUCUUCCGGGUGAGUGGGGCCGUGAUCAAGGGUUAUGAGAGAGAUGUUGGAACAAGAACAUCCUUCUAUGGAUUCACAUCCUAUUCCUUAGUGGCUUCACUUAUGGUACUGGGGCACCAUGGAUUUAAGAAGAUCCCCAUGGGACCGGAGAUCAAGUACCUUCAUUUCCUGGAAGGGGAAAGAGAUUAUGAGUGGCUGAAAGCUCUUCUGCUGAACAAGGAAGUCAGGAAAGGAUUUUUGGAUUACUAUGGGAAAAAGCCCAGGGAAAAAUUUGAUAACAAUUUCAGCCUGGAUACAUACUUUGUGAUUCAUCCAGAUUUUCUCAGAUACACCAAAAACAGGUUUCUAAAAUCCAAAAGUUUGGACCAAUCCAACUGGCGGAUCUAUAGACCCUCAACAGGCGCGUUCCUUUUAUUAACUGCACUCCAUCUCUGUGACCAGGUAAGCGCUUAUGGGUACAUCACGGAAGGUCACCAGAAGUAUUCAGACCACUAUUACGACAAGGAAUGGAAACGCUUCAUCUUUUAUGCCAACCAUGACUUUGACCUGGAACGGAGGUUGUGGAAAAAGCUUCACGAUGCAAACAUCAUAAAGCUCUACCAACAACCCUGA